CCCCGAAACUAUGUGCCCGCUAUGCUGCCAGCGCCAAAGAUGGCGGCACCGCCUCAGCGUGGCGGGCGGGACUCUUCCGACGCAGCUCAGCGGUGCCGCCUCCCAAGCUCGGGCCGGGCCGGGCCGGGGCCAUGGGCACGGCGGGCGGCGGCGUGCUGAGGCUGCCGGGGCUGCACGGCUACGCGGCCGAGUUCUCGCCAUACUGGCCAGGCCGUGUGGCCUGCGCCGCUGCGCAGUACUACGGCAUCGCAGCUUUGACUGGAAUGACGGCCUGUUUGAUGUGACAUGGAGUGAGAAUAAUGAGCACGUGUUGAUCACUUCUAGCGGGGAUGGGUCUCUGCAGAUCUGGGAUAUAGCGAAGCCCAAAGGUCCACUGCAAGUCUAUAAGGAGCACACUCAGGAGGCAUAUAGUGUUGACUGGAGCCAAACCAGAGGAGAGCAGCUAGUGGUGUCUGGUUCAUGGGAUCAAACAGCCAAGCUGUGGGAUCCAGCAGUGGGGAAGUCUUUACGUACUUUUAAAGGCCACGAAGGGGUCAUUUACAGCACUAUAUGGUCUCCGCACAUCCCUGGUUGUUUUGCAUCUGCUUCAGGUGACCAGACUUUAAGAAUUUGGGAUGUGAAAGCCCCAGGAGUCAGACUCGUGAUACCAGCCCACCAGGCUGAGAUCUUGAGCUGUGACUGGUGCAAGUAUGAUGAGAACUUGCUGGUAACUGGUGCGGUUGACUGCAGUUUGAAAGGCUGGGAUUUGAGGAAUGUCCGGCAGCCAGUGUUUGUCCUCCUUGGUCAUACCUAUGCUGUCAGAAGAGUGAAAUUUUCGCCAUUCCAUGCAACUUUAUUGGCCUCUUGCUCCUAUGAUUUUACCGUGAGAUUCUGGGACUUUUCCAAGCCUAACCCUUUGCUGGAAACGGUUGAGCAUCAUACUGAGUUUACAUGUGGACUAGAUUUAAGCCUUCACAAAUGUGGCCAGGUGGUAGACUGUGCUUGGGAUGAACUUGUCAAGAUCUACACUCCAUCAUGUCUGGCAGCUGCUGGCUAGAGAGAAAUUGAAGAUCUGACACACUGGGAACCUUUUUGUCAUCAUCCACAACAAGACUUGUGCUAAACUGCCAAUUGUGUCGCUAAUGUUUGUGUCUCUUUUCAAGUAAAAGCCUGAACCAAAGUGUUCUGCACUCGAGCUUGUAGACUUGUUCUACCACACUGGUAGCGCUUGGAUCAGCAAAAUGUUCAACAGCUACUGAAUGUCUCAGGAGUGACAGAAACAGAUAUGAACUGGUGUCUUCAGAACUAACUACCAACAAAAGUGUGUGAUUUGUCUGGCUAAUGAUGCCAACGGAGGCCAGAAUCUUCUUGAUUCUUAUAAAGAAUAAAAGUAACCGGCGGUGCUUUUGGAGAUUGUCGCUAUAGAAAAAGAGGAGUCUUCUCACUAUAAAGUACUCUAAUGUCAACCUAAGGCUUACAUCCCUAAGAUCCAUUUAUAUUGAAUUGUUUUUGCUCUGGCUCACAUUGCAUUAUCUUCUUGUGCAUUAUGAUGAAUACUCUUGAUGGGCAGUAAAUGUCAUAGUUUAUAGCCAACUCAUUCCUUUAACCUUUUUGAUUGCUGCUUCACAGAGAUGGUAAAGAUUAUUUUCAUACAUUUCUCCCUUGGAUCUCCUCGAGCAAAACAGUUAAUGAAGUCAUGCAGAAAAAUACUCCAGAGAUAUAGAGAAAACACUUAGGAAAAAAUGAAUUAUAAACAACCCUAAUUGGAUCACAAUCUCCAAGAUUUAGAGAUAUGAUAACCAUCUCUUCUACUAGACUUAUACUUUUACUUAGAGAAUUUUUCCAAGAGAUAGGAGUGUGGCCAUACAUUCAAGUAUUUCUGGACCUCACACAGUCUGCCCAAAGUGAGAGCUGAUGUCCAGAACGUGUGGAUUAACUGCAUGGCAUAAGCACAGCAGUUCCAGAGUAGCCAAGCUAUUAUCAGAUAUGCAAGAAUAUGUCCAACAUUUUACAGCUGUAGUAGCUAUGAACUAAUUAGUUUCUAUGCUCACUUUGACUCCUCAGUGAGUUUAUCAGGAGGGCUGGAACUAGAUGAUCUUUAAGGUCCCUUCCAACCCAAGUCUCUUGUCUUUGUUUCAUGCUAGCUAUUCAUCCCCCCAACCCCCCUCCUUUUUUUCAUUCUUUUUUCUUUCUUUUUUCUUUUUGUUUUCUCCAUAAACCUUAUUAAAACUGUCUAAUUUCUGCUGCUACCCCGUAUCAUCAGCCUUCAUCAUUUAAAAAGCACAGGGGCUAGGUCUUUGGCCAGGUUUUUAUAGUCUUCUGUUAAUGAAUGCUGUAUGCUUCUGGUCUGCGCCACUCAUAUAUCAAGCAAUAGCAGACAUUGCCAGACCUGCUGGAUGAAGAGAAGAGAUAAAGAAUUCAUCAGAGCAAGACUUGCAAGGUGUGAGGAAAGAAUUAUUGUGCCAUCUUGGAGCAUGGCCUGGGAGCUAGCGGGCAGCCACAGGGCAAAAUGGAUACAUUGAGUCAGUGCUAGGACAAGACAGAAAGAAACCCCCUUUCACAAGAUGAAGAAUUUGGAUCCAUGAUAAGUUUUUCUGGAUCAGUGCGAUCUGGAUUGCCAUUUCUUAAAGUGAAUGAAAUACAAAAUGAAGUAGAUUUUCUAUUGUACCAAACAGUUGUACUAAAUCCCAUGUUUGCUGCACUUUAAUUCUGCGUGCUGAGGAACGAUGCAUCCAUAAAGCUACGCUAUAUAGAGCUUUUCAGCAACAUCAAGGCUGGGAUUUAACGCUCUUGCAAAAUGACUGAAUCCAGAAGAUGUGCAAAGUGAACAAAAACUGUGGCCUUUACUCUUCCUGUUUGAUCUUUGAAUGGGGAGAACGAGCUCCAAUCUUUUGCACUGUAACAGAAGACAAAUCUGUCAGUAGUUGUUGCUGAAUCUUGAUUCUCAGGGAAUUGUCUUAAAGAUAUUUUUCCCCCGUUUACUGCUCACAGUGCUGGCUUCUGAGCUUUAUUUAUUGAAACAGGCCUUUGUCUAUGGCGGUCUCAAAGAUACAUGUUCUACUUUUACACUUGCUCUUGUGGAAGAUUCUGUUUUAUGUGAGUGUGUGUAGGUUUCUUCUCGGGUUCAAGAGACACAUUGAUUAACCAUGUUUUAAAGGAGUGGGUUUGUUAUUCUGCAGUGCUAUUAAAUUAAUUGCACACAGUA
Molecule: messenger RNA, 3184 nt
Organism: Coturnix japonica (Japanese quail)
Lineage: Eukaryota; Metazoa; Chordata; Aves; Galliformes; Phasianidae
Gene: PEX7
Product: peroxisomal biogenesis factor 7
Biological process (GO): protein import into peroxisome matrix
Cellular component (GO): peroxisomal matrix; cytosol
Molecular function (GO): protein binding
Source: RefSeq, a predicted model, not a curated record